This is a messenger RNA of Blastomyces gilchristii SLH14081, 4330 nucleotides long. RefSeq lists its product as uncharacterized. The coding region runs from base 3237 to 3461 and encodes 74 amino acids. The record is from RefSeq and is a predicted model, not a curated record. Lineage: Eukaryota; Fungi; Ascomycota; Eurotiomycetes; Onygenales; Ajellomycetaceae. The transcript has 3 exons.
GAGCGUGAGCGACCGACGACCCCAUGGGCCAUAUCCAUGUCAUACGAUAUCCCAAAGGAACAAAGGCGCUCGGCAUUCUUAUACGAAAGAACCGAUGAAUCAGACCGCUACAUACUUCCUGAUUGGCUAUACGGAUUCCGAUUGGGUAUACGGAUUCCGAUUGGGGCGGGAUAGCCUACAGAGCGCCCCCAUCUCUGUUUACUUCCGGAGGUUUACUAGCGGGUGUUGGUCGACUCGUUAAAGCUAGGAAUAAAGGGACUUUCCGGGCAGCCUUAAUCUGUAAUUGAGGUUGGAACUGAAAUGCCUGGGAUCAGUGUACAUACGAUGGCUACAACUAAGGGGAUGCGAAAGUCCUACCAACCCUUUUGCUCGAGACAUUUUAACGGGGUCUAUUCUGCUUCGUUUUCUGCGACUACUAUCUAUCGAGAUUAAAUAAACGGGUUUGCAAGCUUCAGAGAGGGAUUCACUCGGAUCAUUAGGGGCUGCCGAGUGCCUACAAACAGACCUCAGUUACCUAUAUUGGUUUGGGACUGGAGUGUGAAACACACUGGGAAAAUUACCCUCAGCUUUGGAACACUUGCUUAUUAUACACUCUGCAGACCUUGGGGAAGUUUCUAAAUCUCGCCGUGACACAUAUGAAAGAUACCAUAACCUUAUAUGAUGCCGAAUGGCAAUUUACGUACCGGCAACUUUUUUAUGCUAGCAGUUACUGCAGGCGAAUAAUUGCGCAGCUACCUACUCCAGCAUUUCAGGGGCGCUCCGGUGAGUUACGACAGAAGGUAUCUUCACGCGGGCAAACAUACCCCAAGUCAAUCCGAUGUUGGAAUGCUUCUGAAUGAAUAACUCGCAAACAACCGCAUCAGUUUAAUGCAGAACGCGUUAUCAAUUUUAAGAAUCACAACAAUAACAACAGAGUUUUCGAGGUCAUCAAAAAAUCUCUUUUAUCAAUUUGAUAAUCCGCACGUCUCUUUGAAUUAGAAACAUGGAUCAAGGCCCUGUCGUUCUGGCUGACCAAAUAGACGAGCAACGAAAUGGUGCACCGAAUCAGAAGAGAUGAUCUAAAUCAACAUGACAGGUUUACUUGCCACCUCGCCUCCGCACCGUCCAGCGACAAGUUGGUUUUGCUUUUAUCCUGUCAGGGCGGCUAGACCAAAUCAGCAUCAGAGAGUUAUUCUACCUGACCCCGGGCACUGGAACAUCGAGUUGAACCGUGUUUCACUGCUCUCUGCGCUGUUUGUAAUAGCGACCGACUAUCGUUAAGAAAUCGAGAGAGGCCUACUUGCAUUGUAUGGCCGCGAAUCUGUCGAGGUUCCCAUGGCGUGGCAGGAACUUCGCGUUCCUGCCACGCUACAUUGCUUGCUGUCGGUUCUUUUGCACCUAUGUUAAGUUACAAGCACGGGUCUCGGUCUGUUACGUGAUAUCCGUUCAGAAGCUUGUUAUCAUUAUAGCUGUUGAAGGAAAUAAAUCCAUGGGUUGUUUCAAUCCCUUUCCAUUUAAUUAGAUCUAUCCAGUCUGUCCUCAUUAGAAUGACUGGUGUUCGCCUCAGCGAGCCCUCAUCUUUUGUGGUGGCUUGCAGAAACCGCCCCUGUUCGUAUAUGGCUAAUAUAUCAACAAGCCAUCACAUCCACCUACGCACCCGACUUCGUAUGUUGACCGACCCCGGAGCGGAUAACCGUCGGUUUAUAGUUUUUUCAGCAGCAGCUGUUUGACGAUUCAGAGAAUCUCCCUGGUGAUGAUGUGCUAGAGUUGAGUUGCGUCGCAAGCUCACCACAGCAUCUAGAAAUCCGGUUCUUGUCCCGGCCAUCUAUCUCAAACAGACCCCCAACCGGCAAUCCAGGCGUUUAUGGCCGAUUAGCUUCAUUUCACCGCCGUCCUCGAUUUUUGGUCCUAUAUCGAUUCCACGGAUAUUGGAGACCGUCUUAGAAAAUUUUACAAUACAUACGACUAUUUAUCAUAGCCAUUGAGGCUGCAUUGACAUUCCUAUUCUGGGCAUUGUAUUUUCGGGAGAAAGAUUAUCAUAUGAGCGAGUGUUGCCCAUGGCCCUCGAAAGACUUCGAAUAUCAUGAACUGUGCAGCCACUAUCCCCUUAUUGAGCCGGUUAGAGGACAGUUUGACCUCACUCACGGCCAGCUCGAACAGAUGUCGGAGACUAGGGAAGGGAAUUGUACCGACGCAUUGCGACGCACAGACCUGGAUGGGCACCACUAGAUGAUAUUCGAAUUUCUAUAAUGUGGGUGAAAUUCGAUAACUCCUUGACCGCCGGCAUGUUUCGACUUGUUCUUUUCGGCCUAGCGGCUGAUACUCCUGGCCCUCCUGCAGCCAUGUUCACUAUAUGCGUUGUUCACGACGCUUGACAUUACACGGUCAGCAAAAUCCUGGGCGCAAAUGGUUCCUUUUCGCAACCUUCUCGAACUUGAUGCCCGAUUUUCUUUUCACGCCUAACGGAGUCCCGAGGAAGGGCUGCGAUGGCUUAGUUUGAUGUCUAUCACCUGCGGGUAUUUAUCAUUGCCUUAUGUAUUCCCACCGAACCCAACUUUAAUGGCAUUCUGUGGGUUUGGGCUUGUGGUACUAUAAACAAUUUGUGGGGGAAGGUUUUAUAUUAGAGAAUCAAUAACUGGGCCGAGGAAACCCUUAACAUAUGAAAAUAGUUACCGCCGGAAAACCCCCACUGGAUAUAUCAGCAAACACUUUUUGAACAUUUUGACGGCUCGGUGUGGUUGUCUACCUCGGUGAAGCAAGCGCAAUUCAACCUUAGGAUUCCUCGAGGCAUCGUUCUUUUACCAGUGCAUUGCGGUUGUCGAGUUAAAAUUCAACCAGGCAACCCAGGCACAGCAUAACACGAUGUACUUCCCGUUGAUCAAGCAGUAGGUAAGUUCGGGUGGUUCAGAGGCCCCAGCACAAUUGUCAGACGAUCUUCCUGAUAGGGCGGCAGGCAAGGAAAGAAUUAAUUUCCGGGCGUAUAGACAGGUUAGCCAUGUAGCAACAAGUCCCAGGUUGGAAUUGUUCUCACGGAUGCGACCUGAGAAAAAAUCAUGCACCAGAUGUUCAGAAAUGAGCAGGGAGGUGCAACAAUUGUGAUGCCCCUUUUUUUUUUCUGACCCUAAGAUUGCAAUGUAAUCAUCCCCCAGAACAGUUUUUUGCCUGCUUUCUUUCUCACUCUCGACUCCCCGAAAUUACAGUACCUUUGUCGAAAGAUUUCCGAAGUGGUUUUGGACAGGGAGGAGACCUUGAGAAUCAUGGUUCAGUGCCGCGCAUGGCUGAAAUAUGCCACAAUAUACACCAGCAUGACCCUCAACGAGCAGGAAGACACCAUGGACAAGUUCAAUUUAGGUAAAGUCGCGGGCGGAAAAGUCCUCUUACCAACAGGUUCUUCGACUGGCGCUCAGAAUGAUCUGAACAGGCCCAUCAAGACAUCGGUCGCAUUCAGGGGGUUCAAGGACACAACCGGGAUAUAUCAGUAGUUGCAGCCGUUCUCAGACGGAGGACGGAGUAAUACCUUUCUUGAUCCGUGCGAUCAAUGACAAUGACGUAUUACGGUUCUAUUGACUCUCCAGUUAUACAUACAAAUACUGGCGGCUCCUGUUGUGUAGAAAAGUCCGGACCUUGCAGAUUGUUAGGCCACUGGGCCAAAAGAGCUUAAUCACCACCAGCGCCAUGGUGGUAAAGAGGCCCUCCAACACAGAUAGGGCCUAAUUACAUCCCGUAGAACCGAUGAAAACCUUUAGACAGAGAAGGAUCUGUCAAUCCGUCAACCCAAUCUCAGAAGAAGGAGGGUGGUGGAGUCAGACGAGUCCUUGCAGGAGAUGGUUAGGGAUCUUGAGAAGAAGCUUCAUGCCCCUACAGGUGGAGUCCUUGCCCCAGAAGUCCUCAGACACUUAAAUACAGCAAGCAUAAAAAGUGGGUUGGAAGACUCUUAUUGGCGCAAGGAUUAGAUAUAACUAGGUGUUAAAGCCAGCUCGCGGAACCGAAGGGUUGAGCUGGACCAAGUCAUCAACAAUGAUCCUCUUAAUCCUAUGCAGUUCUGCCUCUGUAAGUGUUGUUUCUGCUAAAACAAAAGGAUCUGGGACCCCAACAUCUAAUACAAUGUCUUCAUCCUUGUCCUUGGGUCCUUCGGGCUGAGGAUCAUAGAUUUCACAACUCUGUUUCCAAGUCCUCUUAAGCCAUGUUCAUGAGCUCAUCAACUUUUUCCUUAAAGUUCUCAAGCAGGAUAGCCGUAAAUAGGUGUUCUGCUUCCUGCAAUUUGUCCUCUAGUACAUUAGAGGAGGCCUUAGACCCCCUGGGCUGGAUGAGGUUUGAUUACUUGUAGUUCCAAAAGGCCAGUGUGCUUUAG